UAUGCAUUUCGUGGCGAGGACAACAAGUAGAAACUGCCAGAGGGCACAAAUCCACGUUUUUACAAUUUCUCCAGUGCAGGGUUAGAAAAAUGGUGAAGCAAGAAGAAGAAGAAGAUGAUAUAGUUUGCUUGGACGAAUCCUUCUUCAUCAAUGACAAUUACCAGCUAACCACUUUCACAGUUGGGUCACAUGUUCUCCUGCUAUAUUGUCUUCAAUCAGCUUCUACUGAUUUUGAUUUGACGGGACAAUUGGUAUGGCCUGGUGCAAUGCUUUUGAAUGACUUUCUCUCUAAAAAUGAUGAGUUGCUUCAAGGAUGUUCCAUGAUUGAAUUAGGCUCUGGUGUAGGUAUUACCGGCAUGCUUUGCAGCAGAUUUUGUCGACAAAUUCUUUUGACUGAUCAUAAUGACGAAGUGCUGAAGAUCCUUAGGAGAAACAUACAGCUGAAUGCAUCUGCUGAAAAUCCUGGUUUUUGUGCUGCUCUAGAAGCUGAGAAGCUAGAGUGGGGAAACUCGGAUCAAAUUACCAGGAUUUUACACAGAUAUCCUGGAGGUUUUGAUUUGAUUCUUGGCGCAGAUAUCUGCUUCCAGCAGUCAAGUGUUCCUUUGCUUUUUGAUACUGUAGAACAGCUCCUGAAGAACAGGGGACGUGGACAUUGCAAAUUCAUACUAGCAUAUGUAUCCCGUGCCAAAAUGAUGGAUUUGAUGGUUAUUGCGGAAGCUACUCGACAUGGUAUGCUGAUAAAUGAAGUAGCCGGGACACGGUCUGUGGUUGGAAACCUCGAAGGAGUCAUCUUCGAAAUCACACUCUGUUAGAGGUGAUGAAUAUAUUUUUGGAUUGUGGAAACUACUGCACAUUAAGGUGGAAGAACGGAAUUAGAUCUGAUGUGGAAAAUGCUUUAAACUACCUUCUUGUUUGCGACGUUUUGGCAACGAAUGACUCAUAUUCAACAAGAAACGAUUUUAGAAGGCAAGUUUAAUGCUUCCAAAAUCUAUUGUUACUUAUGAUAAUUCCCUACUUUCUAAA
Molecule: messenger RNA, 1023 nt
Organism: Hibiscus syriacus
Lineage: Eukaryota; Viridiplantae; Streptophyta; Magnoliopsida; Malvales; Malvaceae
Product: protein N-lysine methyltransferase METTL21A-like
Exons: 8
Coding region: 90-812 (240 amino acids)
Biological process (GO): protein methylation
Cellular component (GO): nucleus
Molecular function (GO): protein methyltransferase activity
Source: RefSeq, a predicted model, not a curated record